UCUCUCUCUCUCUCUUACUUAUUUCUUCUUCAGUUUUUCUCUCUCUCGAGUCAUUCACGUCCAUAACGUCAAUACGGGGCCGUUUGAUAUGGAUAAGCAUCUCAGGACGAAGCAACCCAAGACCGACCCAAUUCUUGCAGCUUCUUCUUCGACUGAAGAAGUGAGUAGCCUAGAGUGGGAAGCAGUGAACAUGAAUCAAGAAGAAGAAGAUUUGGUCUGUAGAAUGCAUAAGCUUGUCGGUGACAGGUGGGAACUGAUAGCUGGGAGGAUCCCAGGCAGAACGGCAGAAGAAAUUGAGAGGUUUUGGGUCAUGAAGAAUAAUUGAAUAUCUCUGAAGUUUUACUGAUUAUUUUCAUUUACCAACUUUGUAAUAAGAAACUUUCUUAAGAUAAUCAACAAUCUCUAGAACCACCAUUUA
Messenger RNA from Eutrema salsugineum, 418 nucleotides. Its product is annotated as MYB-like transcription factor ETC3. The record is from RefSeq and is a predicted model, not a curated record. Gene Ontology annotation, biological process: cell differentiation. NCBI's taxonomy places the organism in Eukaryota, Viridiplantae, Streptophyta, Magnoliopsida, Brassicales, Brassicaceae. The transcript is spliced from 3 exons. Gene Ontology annotation, molecular function: transcription cis-regulatory region binding. Gene Ontology annotation, cellular component: nucleus. Bases 89 to 325 code for a protein of 78 amino acids.